AUGACAACUCCGCCAUCAUUUUCUUGUUUUUUCUGCUGUCAGCAUCUGCUGCCUUACAGGAAUUCAUUUUCUGGAAAUUUACUUCUUGUUCUGCUAACAUUUUCCUGUUAUAUCUUGUCAGUCAUUUUCUCUCCAUGGUUAUACUGUUUGUGUCACUUUGAAACUCUCCUUGUUUUCUACUUUAAAGGAUUUAAUGCUGCUGUCGGGGGCUGUUUCUUUGCUGUGGAAUCUGUGUUAUGGCCAUCACCUGCAGAGUCCUCCUUGUACUUGACAAAUACGACUUCAAUGGUUAUUCUCAGUGCUGUUAUAGCUUCUGUAGUCUCAGAAAUUGGUCUUGGCUCUGAACCUGCAUUUGCAGUUCCAGGAUAUGAUUUCCGUACACCUACUGGACUGCAGUACGGGACAGACAAUUGGUGGAGGACGUGAAUCAGAAGGCCUUUACUACCUUAACUCACCCAGUCCUUCCACAACAUGUCUGGUUACAGAUCCUCCAGAUCUAAUCCACAGACGUUUA
Messenger RNA from Nicotiana tabacum (common tobacco), 514 nucleotides. Lineage: Eukaryota; Viridiplantae; Streptophyta; Magnoliopsida; Solanales; Solanaceae. The record is from RefSeq and is a predicted model, not a curated record.